ACGCUCUUGUUCUUUCCCCCCUCCUUCGUUCGCGAAAAUGCACUUCAAGUCUGCUAUCCUCCUUGCUGGCAUCCACACCGCGUUGGCCGAGUUCUCCUCGGGUGGCCUGAGCAUCCUCGCUCCCGGAGGUUCCGAUCUGUGGUGGCUCACCGGGCAAAUUAACAACCUCGUCUGGACAUGCGGCGAGAGCACCCACCCGGACUUCACCAUCUGGAUGAACAACAGCAACGUCAACCUGCUGACGGACAUCACCGCCAUCGUCGCUGUUGAGCAAAACUACAACUGCAUCCAGGGUGUCCCCGCCGACCUCGUCGUUGCGCCCCCCGGUGAUGGCUACACUCUGGUGCUGACCAGCUCGACCAACGCUACUGAUGUUUACGCCGUUUCGAAAGAAUUCUCGAUCAAGCCGCUGAGUGCCGGGUACCCUGCGUCCAGUGCUACCCCCGUCGACACCGCCAGCGCAACAGUAGCUAAGGGCACCGCGUCCAAUGUUCUCGCUACUAGCACCGGCGGCGCCGCUCCCGGUGCCAGCAGCUCGUCGUCUCACAGCGGCGCCAUGGGCCUUAAGCCCGUCGGUGUUCUGGCUGGCCUCAUGGCCCUCGCUGUCGGUUCUAUGCUUUGAACCUGAAUCACACGUUCUGUCGGACUUUCAUGACAGUGCUUUGCUACCAUCUUAAGACAUGUGCUAUCCCACUCGCGUAAAAUACCCUACGUAUCUGUUCCUGUCGUUACCAACCUCUCGCAUCCAAUAUCAGUUUCCUGAGAAGGAAUCGUUCAAAUGAUGAUAUAUGCACAAGCCGCCCGGUUGCUGAGUAUUUCAUGUGGAAAUUCCUUCGUUCUAUUUUUGAGCCAUCUUGAGGGGCAGGCCGUUGGUUCCCAGCAGGGAUUCCUCUUCCGUUAAUGUGCGAGGUCCAUCGCCGACCCGCGUGUGGAUCAGUCCCUUGACAGCUCCGACUUCUGCCACUUUCGCGACGUUCACGUUGAAUCCAGCGAGAACUGCACCAGAGCCGACACCGGCAGUCCCAAACAAGGCAAAGGGGUCCUUGAAUGCAUCCUGCUGGGGGAAGUAAUGGACGAUCAGGUUGAUGAUUUCUUGAUGUUGGCUGCCGGGGCGUAGAUGACGGCGUUGGGGCCGGCGUCGUACGUGUAGGCUGCUUUACGCUUGCCUCCGUUCUCAGGCAGCAACGCGAUCCGGUUGUACUCCUCGAUCACUGCGACGAUGGCACGGCUGACAUCGUUCAUGUAGAAGAUGGGCGGCGAGGUGUCCAGUGCAACGGCAUGAAACUGGUUCGAAUCGGCCAUCGUAAUCUCCGCAAAGCGGUCAAAGUCACGCGCCAGGAUCGCGGCAGAAAUAUCGGUCAUGCGCUGGGGAACGACGUGUUUGAUGCGGUGCUGCAGGAGGGGCGAGGUCUCGACUGUGCGCUGCAUCCCGGAUGUGGAGCUGGUUCCCUUCUUCGCAUCACUGACGACGCAAAUGAGAGCGUGGAUAUCAGGCCAGUGGGAUUCUGGUGCGAUCUGGACGGCAUGCGAGUCCAGACCAGAGGCAUCGGUGCCGGCAUUCCACGCGACGAAACCACCCAUCAGAGAACGGCACGCGGAACCUGAUCCCUGGCGCGCAAUGAGGGAGAGGGUCGUCGGGGGACAGGGCAGUGCGUAGAGAGCCGCCAGCGAUGCGGUCAGAGCAGCGAAACCCGACGCCGAUGAGGCCAGACCCGCCGCGGUCGGGAAGUUAUUGUGCGACGCGAUGUGAACGAAAUAGCCCGAGAUCUAUCCGCGGUGAGUUGCUGAUGUUUUGGGGGAAGAGGAAGCGUCAUACUUUGGGAGCAGACGCAUCUACUUCCUCGACAAGCUCCUUUCGCAAGCGCUUCAUCUCGGCGAUGCACGUCGCCAUGCGGCCGCCUGCUUGAAUUUCUUCCUCGAUUCCAUUGAGCCAGAGACGAUCUUUCUCGAAGGAGGGAUCAGCACGAGAGGUCGUAGUCGAUCUGAGGUGAUCCUGAUCCAACGUGACGGAGAGGGAAGAGUUUGUGGGUAAUAUCAGCUUAGUAUCGCGUUUGCCCCAGUACCUAAACUCUAUUAGCCCGAGGAUAUCAGCCUAGAUGACAGCAACACACUUGAUGCAUGCGAUGUUGACUGGGGCUGAGGUGGUCGCGGUGUGAAGGCUCAUGGUGGCAAGAGACAAGCGACAAGUUUAGGAAGGGAAUCGUACGAGAUGCGUUUUUGCCCACCCACAAACACGACGCACGCAACAAAUGGCGAUACCCGGUGGAUAAGGGAUUUUGUGGCAAACAUCGCCAGGGCUUUUUCUAAAAUCAGACGUGGUGUGCGUGGGGGCCUUCAGGACGAAUGAGAUCGGCGUGAGAGCGAGGCUUGAUGUCACCGGUCUGUCAACGGGGCUGAUUCUCGAAAGACGUAACUCUUCAUCUGCAGACCGGUCGAUCUAACCUAAAGCGCAACACGGAUAAUUGCUGCAUGUUGGCUCGACGCACUCGAUCCGACAUUGCGCCCGGACCCUGCAUCGGCCUUUUUACGGGUGUGGCCGCCACGAAAGACUCAACUUCGGACUUUUCUCUAUCUCCUCCAGUCCGCGUCAUUGGCGCCCUCAAAAAUAACAUUAACCCGUAUAGGAUUCUUCUUAAAAGCCGACCUCAGACGUGGGAGUCUGGUUUCCUCUCUGGACUCCCCUCAUGGUCCCCACCCUCCCCCAUUACUACCUUGUCUUGGUAGAGUGUGGGCUGGUUCGCUCGUCAUGCGGCUCCACAUGUGCUUUCUGCCGCGCAUAACGUUGAAGAAGCUACUGUCUAAUCCGGAGAUUAUCCCACCCUCGCUGGUCUUGGUAUAAAACAGCUCGCAAUGUAAUGCAAACUACAAUACAGACGAUCAUGUCUGAACAUCUGCCUCUAUUUGCUUUCGGGUCUCCAGUGGCCCCUCCGUUUCAAUGCGUUCAGCACGCAUUCGAGUCCCAGGCAGUCUCCCACCCCGGCGUCAUUGCCGUCGAGGACAUUGCUACCGGAAACUCGAUCUCUUACGCCGAACUCGCUCAGCGUUCGACCUGUCUCUCGAAACGCCUGCGAGGUCUCGGGGCUCGAGCAGGCGAACGCGUCUGCAUUCUAGGCGAUCGCUCUGUCGAACUGAUUGUCGGAAUUGUUGCGGUCCUGAAGACGAACUCUGCUUAUGUGCCAUGUGACGGCAAAGUGGUUUCAGAUGUUGCGUUGCAGCACAUGAUCGCAGACUCGCGAUGUUGUAUCCUCAUGACGGUCCACAAGUUCGAUCACCGACUGCAUCUCGUGCCGGAGAACGUGAAUAUUGUGUAUCUUGACGACGCGCCGUGCCCUUGCGACGGGGGGAGUCUGCGAUGUGCCUUGCCAGAGCACGACGAAUCGUCCCCCGAGGACAGCGUCUAUGUCAUAUACACCAGCGGUACCACGGGUGUCCCGAAGGGUGUUGAUGUCAUGCAUCGGAACGUGACAAAUCUUGUUUGCCUGGCGCCAGGAAAUCUGGGAAUCACUCCAGGAAUGCGAGUUUCUCAGCUGAUGAACAUUGGAUUCGACAUGGCUGCAUGGGAAAUCUUGGUCAGUCUAUGUAACGCGGGAACUCUGGUCCUUCGCGGUCAGUCCUCAGCGGAGUGGCGUGCGACCAUGAAGAAGGCAGAUGUGGUCAUUGGAACGCCCUCGAUGUUGCACCCACACAAUCCGGCUGACUAUCCGAACAUCAAAACCGUGGCAGUUGCCGGAGAGGCUUGUCCUCAGGCUCUGGCUGAUCUGUGGGGCCGACGCACGAAUUUCCACAACUGCUGCGGGCCAACAGAAGUCACGAUUGUCAACACGAUGCAUCUGCACGUCCUUGGCACCCCUCUCAGCAUUGGGAAACCUGUUCCUAACACCAACGUCUAUGUCCUCGAUGAUGAAAUGAAACCGUGCGCAGUCGGUGUCCCCGGAAUUAUGUGGGCCGGUGGCCACUGUGUGACACGCGGAUAUCUAAAUCUCCCGGACAAGACGCGAGAGAAGUACACUGAGGAUCCUUUUACCAAAAAUGGCUCCAAGAUGUUCAACACAGGCGACAUGGGAUCGUGGCGGGAGGAUGGCACAUUAGACCAUCUUGGUCGGGUGGAUGACCAGGUCAAGAUUAAGGGUUUCCGGGUCGAGCUUGACGGUAUUGCUGCAUCCAUGGAGACCACUCCCAAUGUCCUGGCAGCAGCCGCGAUCUUGAUUGAGGGCGAGUUGUGGGGCUUCGUGACCCCAGCAGUCGAGGAAGCAGAAGUCAAAAAGGCAACCGCGCGGAUACAGCCCUACUACGCUGUCCCCACUCGCAUCAUGGCAUUGGAGUCUUUCCCCAAGACACAUAACGACAAGACGGACAGAAGAGCGCUCAAGCAGUUGGCGGUCGAGACGGUUGCACAGGCCUCAUCCGAUGGCUUGACAAUCGUUUCCGCGGUCGGUACCAAGGCGGAAAGCCUCAGCACCAAGGCGGAAAAUGCGGAAAGCCUCAACACGAAGGCAGAAAAGGCAGAAAGCCUCAGCACGAAGGCAGAAUUCGUUGAAUCGGAGCUGUGGACUGGCUACGAGGAGGAUGAAGUCCCCGAUAAAGUUUCCAGCAAGUUUGUCCGCAACGUGCGACACCAGGUCUUCAGUCUUUACCGACGACUAUUCGGGGUCGUCUUCGUGGUCAACGUCGCUGUUCUGGUCUGGAUUGCGGUCAAGGGGGCCAACUCACAACGACUCGGUUUAAUCGCCAUUUCUAAUAUCUUUUGCGCUAUUUUGAUGCGACAAGACUAUGUCAUCAACGUGUUCUUCAAUGUCUGCUGUGCUGUCCCUCCUUCGUGGCCCCUGUUCAUCCGCCGCGUUUGUGCCAGGGUGUACCACAUCGGUGGUCUGCACAGCGGGUGCGCGAUGUCUGGCGUGGUUUGGCUCGCGUUUUUGUGUGCUCAGGCUACGAAAGAAGUCGCGGAGAAGCGUCAGUUGGGGGCUUCCGUCGCCACGGUCGCCAUCUCGUACUCGAUUCUCGCAUUCCUCGUUGGCAUCGUGAUAUUCGCGAUGCCCGCCUUCCGGAGCCAACGUCACGACACGUUCGAGCGCAUCCACCGAUUCUGUGGCUGGACAGGCAUCGCCCUGGUCUGGGCCCAGGUCGUUUCGCUCACCAACGACUACCGCGGGAGCCUCUCACUGGGGAGCGCGCUGUUGCAUUCUGCUCCGUUCUGGUUGUUGGUGACCAUGACCUGCUCCAUCAUUCUGCCAUGGACUCGGCUGCGGAAGGUGCCCGUGCGGAGCGAAGUGCUGUCUCCGCAUGCGGUGCGCAUGCACUUUGACUACUGCACACCCAAGGCGGGGAGUUUCGUGCGCCUUGCCGACCACCCGCUGAAAGACUGGCACGGUUUCGCGACGAUUCCCGAGCCAGACAAACCCGGAUUCUCGCUCGUGGUGUCCAAGGCGGGCGACUGGACGGCGGCCCAAAUCUGUGAGCCGCCGAGCCACGUCUGGGUGCGCGGGGUCCCGUGUUUCGGCGUGCUUCGCAUCGCCCCUCUAUUCCGCAGGAUAGUGUUGGUGGCAACAGGCAGCGGAAUUGGGCCGUGCGCACCUGUGAUUUUGGAAAGACGCAUCCCGAUUCGCCUGCUCUGGACCUCCCCGAACGUCAGACAGACCUUCGGAGACCAUCUCGUGGACCAGAUCCUCGAAGCCAAUCCCGAGUCGGUCAUCUACGACACGAAGAAGCACGGAAAGCCAGACAUGGUCAAGCUGACUCUGCGCCUGGUCAAAGAGUUUGAUGCCGAAGCCGUCUGCAUCAUUUCCAAUCAGAAGCUGACACGGAAGGUCGUGUAUGGCAUGGUGAGCAGGGGCAUUCCGGCAUUUGGGGCUAUCUGGGAUUCGUGAUCGUAUCUUAUCAACCACGGCUAAUCGUGGGUAUCUAAUCUAAUCUUAUUCGGUCUGUGAGUUAUCUAACUGUAUGAUACAAUGCAUUGGAUUUGCACUUGAUGGGUGCCGGGCAAACCACGCAGUUGCGCUCCCUGGAUCUCCAUGGUACAGUUUCCCCGGAAGUCGCGUGUUAUCCCUUCGGGUUCUCCUCGAUCUGGCAGUUUGCAACCCUUCACGUGUUCAGCCGUAUGCUUUAGCAUCAAGGCGAUAGAGAUUAGUGAUGGCAAUGCUCUGAAAAGUGCAUGUACGGCGCGUUUCUAAGGUUUACCCUCAUAGAAAUAAUCGCACACACCGCCCCACUGAUUCUGUCGGAUUCCGCGCGAGCAUGGGAGAACGUCGGGUAUGCUGGAUCGAAGGUUUGGUCUCGAGGCUGAAUGGUGCUCACAUGUGGUUGUUGUGACCGAACUCCGAGACAAUGAUAAAGGUAUCGGUGAUAUCGACGGAAUAUUAAGCGGAGGUCAUGGCGCCGGAGGAAAUACCGGAAGUAGAGACUCUCGAAUGCGGUCCCUUUAGAGGCUUCUCGCCGUGGCGCAUCCAAUCUCCAUGAUCCCUGGUCGGUAGCUUUUGAGACAGCCAUAGGAUAGUUAUAGAGAGAUUAAUCCGUUCAGAUGGCUUUAAUCCUGGGAUACAGGAUGAGAGAAACAUUCCGAAAC
Molecule: messenger RNA, 6559 nt
Organism: Mycena citricolor
Lineage: Eukaryota; Fungi; Basidiomycota; Agaricomycetes; Agaricales; Mycenaceae
Source: the annotation of a GenBank genome assembly